AUGUUGUCUUCCUUGUGGCAAUUCUCGCUCUUAUCCCGAUCCUCAUCAGCUAUAUUCUCACUUCUGGCGAUACUCCAAUCAACAACUUUCUUCAACCAACACUCAGAAAGCCGUCUGGUGCUCGCUCUAACCGCCAGCCUAUUCGACGGGCGCUGGAAAGAUCUCGAGCGCCAAGUCCGGGUAGUGACUCCUGAUCGACGUCGAAGCCAAGGUGGAGCAAAGCCCGAAGCCACCAUUCUUGUCACCCAGAAUGGAACACCCAUCCCGUCAUUUGUACCAGCACUUUGGAGGGGUAACUGGUUUCACGCAGCGAUAGCGUUCGUGGCUUUGAUCUCUGAUCUACUCAUCAUAACCAUCUCCGGCGUUCCUUACUCUAGCGCUCAGAUCUUGCUGGAUGCGGUGGUAUGCUUUUACAUCAGCAUUGUGAUCGCGGAGAUCAUGGCCCUCUCAACUCUAGCCAUACUCAAAUGGAGAACUCUUAAUGAGAAGAUGAAGAUGCCGCAGGAAACUUCCACGCUUGUUGCUGUGUAG
Messenger RNA from Exophiala aquamarina CBS 119918, 531 nucleotides. RefSeq lists its product as uncharacterized. The record is from RefSeq and is a predicted model, not a curated record. The transcript has a single exon. The coding region runs from base 1 to 531 and encodes 176 amino acids. NCBI's taxonomy places the organism in Eukaryota, Fungi, Ascomycota, Eurotiomycetes, Chaetothyriales, Herpotrichiellaceae.